Mitosporidium daphniae is the source of this 288-nucleotide messenger RNA. RefSeq lists its product as uncharacterized. The record is from RefSeq and is a predicted model, not a curated record. Lineage: Eukaryota; Fungi; Microsporidia. Bases 1 to 288 code for a protein of 95 amino acids. The transcript has a single exon.
AUGGACGAAAUAAUUCCGGCUGAGUGUGCUUGCUCCUGCUUGAUCGUUGUAUUUGAGGGAUUGGCCUUUUUCUUGACGGCCAAUACAUUUCCUAGAUGCUUUGGAAAUGGUUCCUUUGCUAGCCCAAAUUUCCAUGUCUUUGAGCCAGGAUGGAUCACUAUGACCUUGUCAGAAGGGAGAGGUGGAGAUGAUACGGAUGGCAAAGCUGUUUGGUGGUCACCCUCACCAAGUUCUUCAAAAGGAGCAGCUACCAGUGGCGCAAAUCCUGUUCCCGAUUUCCACAGCUAA